GGUUCACGUUGCUAAAACCACGCAAUCUGUCGGGGUGGGCCACAGCAUGUGCAGCGCAGCAGCCGCCGCGUCGGUGCCCCAGCGCCGCGCGCAGGACCAUUACCUACAGUACAAGUUGCCGAUUGUUUCUGACCAGGGUUGCUACCUCUGUCCUCAACCCCCACAUUGCUCCUCAGUAGAUCAACAGCUUCUGGUUCAUAUGGAUGCUAGCAUUACCUUCUACCAAAAAAGAAAUAGGAAACAGAAGCGAUAUAGCAUAUUCCUAUCCGCAGCCCCAGAUUUUCUCGCCUUGCCUUGCAGGCCUGCAACAGCUGCGCUUGUUUCCUUUCCGCUGUUAGGGCUGCUGAGGGAACCCGGUGACCCUGGGAGGCGGCCAAAAUUACGAAGACAGACCUGCCACAGGCCACAUGCUCUUUGACGCCCACAUUACCCAACUCAGGGUCAUCACUACCACCCGCCUAUCCUCGGUAUUACAUCCGGUGCUCUCUCCUGUCUCAUAACUCCUAGGGGAAGCUUUGGAGUCUUCGGUUUUCCGUCGAACGCUCUAUCACAAAGGCUCACCGGCUUGUGUUGCGCGAACAAUGGCUUAAAAGUCACAACAUGGGCAAUUCGUCACGGAACCUGUGUUACUGACGACUCGUGGCCGCGUGACCUAGCUCAUCUACCUAACUACCUACCUUACCUACCUACCUAUCCUAGCUAAAGCUUGGCUCAAGCUGUGACUCCGUACUGCCUCCUGCUAGAGUAGUAUUAUUACUACCGCGUCACUUUGACAGCCAAACUUUGGACUCCUUCCCACUCGAGAACAUACUUCAUCGCUACGAGUAGGACGGUACAGUUCGGGCAAGCAUAGGGCUCUGACUGGCAUAGUCAAGUCAGCCUUGUUGGACGGCGCCCCCGACCCUUCCUUAUAUUCAGGAGUGGUAGCAUUAUGGAUGUCAAGCAGACAAUAGAGGGCGUUCACGCCAUCACCGGUGGAACCGCGACUCUAGGGAUCCUCAAGCUUACCGACUAUCAUAUCAUAUUUUGCGUACCUCCUCCGCCCGGCAGUCCGUCGAACACUCGCCCUAGAGAAAACUUUAUUUCGUAUCCAAUCCUGAACCACUGCGCAUUUCGGCCAACCCCGCCGUCGAGUGGAAUACCUUCGUCGAUAAGGCUGCGGUGCCGCGACUUUAGUUACGUCACUUUCAAUAUCCCCGACGACAAGACCGCUCGUGAAGCAUUCGACUUCAUCAAAACCAGAACUUGCAAGCUGGGGGCCAUCGAGAAGCUUUAUGCGUUCAUCUAUCAACCAACAAGACCUGAAAGAGGGCUGAACGGCUGGGCUUUAUAUGAUUCACGGGAUGAAUUUCGGCGCCAAGGGGUGAGCGCAAAGGCGAGAGAUCUCGGGUGGAGGAUAUCGGAUAUCAACAAGGACUACGUCUUUUCUCCGACAUACCCGUCCGUUCUCGUCGUGCCGACGUCGAUCUCGGACAAUGUCCUUAAAUACGCCGCUAAUCAUCGAUCGCGCGCCCGAAUUCCUACCCUGACAUACUUGCAUCCUGUAAACAACUGUGCGAUCACGCGGAGCUCGCAGCCCUGCGUGGGGCUACGUGGCAAUCGCAGCAUACAGGAUGAGCGCCUCGUCGGUGCCUGCUUCUCGGCUGCCAUUGCGGACUCGGGCGCCGGCGGUUCAUUCGAAUCCAGUCCGUCAAAUAGCCAAACAGAUGCGGCCGUGGUGUCCGUGCCUGAGCCAGGUCUCACCGAGACGGAUCGUCACGAAGAUGCAGCGGUCGGCGGCCCUGGUACCACGUUUGAGUUUGAUGAGAAAACCGGGAAGAGGGUUAUCUACGGCGCCACGCGGCAGAAUCUGAUCGUUGAUGCAAGACCUGCUAUCAAUUCUUACGCGAUGCAGGCUAUAGGGCUGGGUUCUGAGAACAUGGACUACUAUAAAUUUGCAAAGAAGGUCUUUCUUAACAUCGACAACAUCCACGUGAUGCGAGCGGCUCUUAACAAGGUCAUUGAGGCCAUCAAGGAGGCCGAUGUAUCUCCUUUGCCUCCCAACAAGGAACUUCUCGCAAAGAGCGGCUGGCUAAAGCACAUUAAUGGCAUCCUGGAGGGCUCUCACUUAAUUGCUCGACAGGUUGGUAUUUACCAUUCGAAUGUAUUGAUACACUGCUCAGACGGUUGGGAUCGCACAAGCCAGCUCAGUGCACUUUCACAGAUCAUGCUGGAUCCCUUCUACAGGACAAUCGACGGGUUCAUAAUAUUAGUGGAGAAGGACUGGCUAUCGUUUGGACACAUGUUCCAGCGACGAUCGGGCUUUCUUAACCACGAACAGUGGUUUGUCACGCAAAACGAUGCCAUGGCAGGAGUAAGAAUCGAACCGAACGAGAAUGAAAGCCGCGGCGAGGCCUUGGAGAAUGCAAUGGCUUCAGCAAGGCGAUUCUUCUCAAAGAAUUUGACCCAGGACAAGGACGACUCUGAUGGCGAGGGGGGGGAAGGCUAUAAUGCAAAGAAUGCAACAGCGCCAGUCUCGGAGGAUCAGGCUACCCGGCCCAAGGAGAUCAGUCCCGUCUUUCACCAGUUUCUCGACGCUACAUAUCAGCUAGUGAGGCAAAAUCCGACGCGCUUCGAGUUUAACGAACGCUUCCUCCGCCGGCUGCUCUAUCAUUUGUAUUCCUGCCAAUAUGGUACCUUCCUAUUCAACAAUGAGAAGCAAAGAAAAGACGCCAAGGUUGAGGAGCGUACUUCCUCGGUUUGGAACUACUUCUUAUCACGUCGCCCGGAGUUCACCAACCCGGAUUACGAUCCUGUCGUUGAUGACAUGACACGCGGCAAGGAGCGACUCCUCUUCCCUCGUGAGGGUGAAAUUCGUUGGUGGCACCAACUUUUUUCGAGAAGAGACGAAGAAAUGAAUGGUGCAUUGGAUGAGGCGGCGUCUGCAGCAGAGAAAAUUGCUACAUAUCAAUCAAUGUCAUCAGGACCGCAGCCCAAUACAGCUCCUGGAACUCCGCAUCCGCCCGGAAGUCCGAAGCAAGCACCACCGGGCCUCCCAACCAGCAAAUCAGUCUUGGUGGGUGUUGAAAGUGGCCAGACGCUCCUCACGCCAGAAAAACAACCGACAGAGCUUCCCAGACGCUCAUCUGCCUCUACCUCGGAGUUGCCGGAAGAUCCAUUGGGUGCUUUGCAAGAAGGUCUCGGGAACAUGAAAGUGCAACAGGGCGUCAAGCGUGUCGUUGGGAAGUCUCCAGGAAUCAGCGCGAGCGGCCAGGAUGGGAGUGGUGGCGUCUCAGGCCCAGGUUCUGCGCCAGGCGGUAAAUCCGGCAAAGAAUCGCCGGUUGAUUCUCCGCAGCCAUCGAGCACGCUGCCAACCGUUUAGCAGCCUGACGGUGUAUCUCAGGUAGAAUAGGAAGUAUCAGAAAUGCCAGCGGGAAAUAUUAUCGUCUUUCCCAUGUGGAACAGUUUCAGCAUUAGCGUUAUCAGCAGGAGAAGGAGUCGACCUGUCGUUGUGCAGCGUGCUAUGGUUUGUUAUGUGAUUUACAAAAUCAUUUGACUACUAGGUCUAGAAUAGUCCAGUCUAGUCUAAUUUCGAAUUAUCAUCCUCAGGACCACGUCUUCUUGGGUGUAUACAUCUGCACGCGAGGCGAAUCACAUCAAGAGAUAAGAUGGUAAAAACCCGGCAAGCACCAAAUAUUGACCGACUA
Pyricularia oryzae 70-15 is the source of this 3686-nucleotide messenger RNA. Its product is annotated as protein phosphatase. The transcript has 2 exons. Gene Ontology annotation, molecular function: phosphatase activity. The coding region runs from base 932 to 3361 and encodes 809 amino acids. Lineage: Eukaryota; Fungi; Ascomycota; Sordariomycetes; Magnaporthales; Pyriculariaceae. Gene Ontology annotation, biological process: dephosphorylation. The record is from RefSeq and is a predicted model, not a curated record.